This is a messenger RNA of Xiphias gladius (swordfish), 1987 nucleotides long. It is a transcript of the gene f2rl1.2, whose product is annotated as coagulation factor II (thrombin) receptor-like 1, tandem duplicate 2. The coding region runs from base 149 to 1312 and encodes 387 amino acids. Gene Ontology annotation, cellular component: membrane. Gene Ontology annotation, molecular function: thrombin-activated receptor activity. Gene Ontology annotation, biological process: blood coagulation; phospholipase C-activating G protein-coupled receptor signaling pathway; positive regulation of Rho protein signal transduction. The transcript has 2 exons. NCBI's taxonomy places the organism in Eukaryota, Metazoa, Chordata, Actinopteri, Istiophoriformes, Xiphiidae. The record is from RefSeq and is a predicted model, not a curated record.
UCGCGGCCGAGAGUGUGUUCCGGCAUUUAAGAAGAGCUGCUGGACGGAGAGUGCGAUUUAAAAAAGAAAGAAAGAAAGAAAGAAAGAAAGAAAGAAAGAAAAAAAAAAAAACAAGAGGUAGAGCAGAGACCGUCGAAAGUGCGAAGAGAUGGAUUUAACUCGGCUGCCGUCGCUCCUGCUGAUUUUCUGCUGCGUUUCCGCCGCAAAAGCCACAGGUGGGCCAAAGGGACGGGGGUUCUUCGGGGUUGUGGACCCUGAAAAUUCAGAACAAGUUGUUGUGGACAGCACAACAUCAGACACGCUGAAGAGUGAUCUCACCACAGUUUUUCUCCCAAUCGUUUACAUCAUCGUAUUUACGGUGGGACUUCCUGCCAACGGCAUGGCCUUAUGGGUUUUCCUCUUCAGGACCAAGAAGAAGCAUCCCUCCUCGAUCUACAUGGCCAACCUGGCUCUGGCCGACCUGCUCUUUGUCAUUUGGACGCCCCUAAAAAUCGCCUACCACCUGAACGGCAACCACUGGAUCUAUGGGGAACCGCUGUGCAAAGUCCUCGUGAGCUUCUUCUACGGGAACAUGUACUGCUCCAUUCUGUUCAUCACCUGCCUCAGCGUGCAGAGGUACUGGGUCGUGGCUCACCCUCUGUCCCAGCAGUGCAAGAACAACAAACUGGCCGUUGGUGUCUGUGUAGCCGUCUGGGCUCUCGUCUGGCUCAGCACCACGCCUCUGUACCUGUACAACCACACCGCCAAGCUCCGAGACCCCAACAUAACCACCUGCCACGAUGUCAACGUCAUAGCCGACCCCCAGAAUCCCUUCCCCUCUGUCCGGCUCCCGUACUACUACUUCACCUUUAUGGGUAUAGUAGUGUUCCUCGUCCCUUGUAUAGUGAUCGUCGUGGCCUACAUUCUGUUGCUCAGGGCUCUGGGGAACACCAUGGAGGAGAGCACGGCAGCAAAGAACCGGCAGAAAGCUGUGGUCCUGAUCGUGACCGUCCUGGUGACGUUCGUAGUGUGUUUCAUCCCCAGCAACAUCAUGCUGGUGAUACAUUACUCUCUACUGAAGGAUGGAGUGAUAAAUAACGGAUACGGCUUCUACAUCUCCACAUUAUGCCUGGCCAGCCUCAACAGCUGCCUGGACCCGUUCAUCUACUACUUUGUGUCCGCGGACUUCAGGAACCACGUGAAGAACACGUUGCUGUGCAGGAGCAGCAGGACUGUUGAGAGGAUGCGAGUUUCGUUCAGUUCCAUGAAGUACUCCAGGAAGAGCAAAUCAUACGUGUCAGAUGCCGGGAACACGCAGAGCAGCACCUGUUAGCCAGAUAAAGGAGAGAUGCCGCGCGCGCUGGGCCUGAAGCAGGGCAUCCUACAGGCUCUUUGGCACUGGGACACAGCAGAGUGGCCUGUAAUAAUGGACAUAAGGCCCGUCAGUUACAACCAGGUAACCUCAAAACAUGAGAUAACCAAAGAAGAACUUUAAAUGUGAAGAUGAACGUGCUGGGAUGAGAGCAUGUGACAUGUGACUUCAAUUUUGAGACAGUAAUACAUAUAUUCACUUUUCUUUAUGAAGAAACGGAGAGAAGGCCUGUUAAGGCCUGACAUUUAGUCCCCUUGGCUGCACAGAUAAACGUGGUCUCUCCCAAGAUUUUGACUGACUAGCUCGCUGUGCUGUAGACCAAGCAAACGAUAUCUGUAAGAAAACACCCACAUUAACCUGAUCUGUACAGAGGACUGGAGCAGGAGAUUAUAUCAGGUCUUGACUUGACUUGUGUUAUGUCUUAUAUCAACCUGGCUUUCAUCCAAUCAGUGAAAGAAAAGGUGUACUUUACAUUCAUUCCUGCCCUUUCUCCUGCCUGUUUGGCGCAUUCCUGCAGCAAGUUUUGAAUUUGUCAUUUGAAACCACUUGUGCUGAAGUGUUGAUUUUUUACUUUUGAAUUUUAAAGCGAUGAAGAAAAUUGCGGUCUUGUUAGACGGUUUCUUAAAUAAAUGAUAA